UACAAAAGCUGUGUUAACACAAAAUAUUUUUAAACUACAACAAUAAAUAAGGGAUAGAGUGAAAAUAUUCAAGAUGGCCGUACACACGAUACCCAAAUAGAAAAAUAUUUUAUUGUAAAAAGGUCUGGGUGAAGUUUUUUUUUACAGGUUCAAAGCACAUAUUAGAAAAUCAGCGCGUUGAAGAUACAUGACGAUGUUAGGGUUGUCUGCCAAUCAAGCUCUUUAAGGACUUUUCCUUCAUUGUGGACAGGUGUAAUGGCAAGCCAUGUCUCGUGGCUACUACACCUUAGAAAAUGUAGUUUUGUUCUCCAGAAUACUGCACAUUUUUCUUUGGAUGCAUAAAAAAAUAUUUUUCCUUACAAAAUGAAGUCGCUAUCACAACUCAGUUUCUAUCUAAAUACCUCUUCAUUAAAUAUGCCUUUCAAUUUUGUAAAAUCAGAUAGAAAGUUUCGUUGUGAAAACAUAAGUGGUAUAGUUUAAAUAUUAUAUCGCCUUGUGUCCUUUUAAGCUGUGUAGCUAUAUAUCAAUGUGCCAGAAUACUACCUGAAUUGGAUUGGCUGUAAAAAGAUCCAAAUAGGCAGUAACUGGUUGUACUAUCUCUCAUAUAUUUAUGCAUAUUCUACUUUUUACGAUUUUGUUCUCCGUGUUGCGCCCCAAUCAGUAAAACGGUAACAAUUAAUAUCCUUAGCGUCAUCUAUUUUUUGAAAUGACUAUUUAUACUUAUUUUCUUUUCUGCUAUUUUGCACUACUUCGUGCAUUACACACAGACGAAUUUUUUUAGUUCACCUUUUGGGAAAUUAAAUUGUUUAUAUCAGAAAAAGUGCAUGUCAUUCAAGAGUCUUUGAUAUUUAACCACAUUAUCUUGCCAUCUUUUUUUGUAUCACAGCUUGUUUUCUCGUUUUUUAUCUGCGUGCAUAGAGUGGGGCGGAGCAGUGACCAAAAAGCUCAUUGCUUUUCAGUCGCUUCUAAGCAUCCAUUUUGUUAGUAUAAUUAAGUGAACUAGUCUUCUGAGUAUGCGUGGAUUCUUAGGGCGUAAUAAUGCUGACAAGCUUCAGCCCGUUUCAAAUAUUACUAGUUACGAAGAAGCGCUCUACCCUCCACGACCUUACCGUUACCACCUUCAGCAGGAUUCAAUUGUUCCUUCAACAUCACUGACAGCUUCGCCAUCUCCAAAUGCGUCGCAUUCUGCGUCCUCACCACCACCAUUAGUAGUGUUACCCAGCAUAGACGCUGAUUCUAUUUGUGAGCCCCAUUCGCAGCAAUCGCAGGCACAACAGCACCUCCAGACUCGACGACCCACGGGUACGAUACCUGGAGCAUCAGCCUCAUCUGGUGCUGCUGUUAACAAGCGUCCACCUCCCUGUCUAAGCAAAUUCUUCGAUUGUUAUGUUCCAUCCCCAUUAGAGAUGGAUGAACGAGCACUAUUUGAUGUUCUAGGGGGACCACAGUCAAGUUGGUGUGAGCCGUUGAACAUCUUCCACUACACAAAUCUCAUAUUUGAAGGCCCACCGUGCUUACGCGACAACGAUGUAAAGCUUUCUGUAGGUAAUCUUGCAGAUAAUAAAGGGAUAGGUACUCGGCCGGACUCGUCCGUGACCAUGGAGCGGCAGCAGACGGCUCUUUUGAGGUUCGCUGACGUGGCGCGUGUUCCACCAGAGUUGCGAUCCUUCGUGAUGGCGAUUGGCACUGGCGGGCUCAUUACGCUGCGUCCUGGGGCUGGUAAAAGUCAUAGCAAAAACGAUGCACUCAAUGUUCUACGUAUUCGAGCCUCUCGGCGGCCCCGGCCACCUCGCCCGAUUCGCCGUGGUGCGAAGGUUAUGCUGGAUACGGAUAAUGCCGCCACGUCGAUCAGUUCGCGUGUUGAUGGCAGGUUCGGGAAGUUGACCGCCGACGGCGUAGCAGUUGGAAAGAAGAGACCUCGUAGUGGGGAGGAAGGACCGGAUGGUAAAAAUUUAGCGGACAUGGAGCAUGAUAAUGAUAGCGACGAUAGCCAGCACAGUGCCAAUGUAGAGGAAGACGAUGACGAUGAUGCAAAUAACCUUUCAGAUGGCUUCUAUGCUGCGGAUGAUGAUGAUUACGGUGAUAAUGCCAAAGAUGGUUUCAAUGAUGAAAAUGACAAUGAUUUCUUUUAAAUUUUCUGUGAAUUUAGAAAUUACGGUGAAGAAAUUCAGGUGAAAAUAUAAUUCAUCCUAUAUGUAAUCGAAUUGCCUUCAUCUAAUCUCUCGGCGUUUGCAUUUAACUCGAUUAAGUGAAUGAUA
This is a messenger RNA of Phytomonas sp. EM1, 2258 nucleotides long. Lineage: Eukaryota; Euglenozoa; Kinetoplastea; Trypanosomatida; Trypanosomatidae. The record is from the annotation of a GenBank genome assembly.